GACAACAGUAGUGAAAAUUGUAAUUUGUAAAUUGCGUUUUCUAGAAAUUUGUUUUACUAUUCCUACUAUUUUAAGUUUGUUUAUUAGGUAUGUGAAAGUUUUUAGUGAUUAAUAGGCAUUAUGUUAAUUUCGUAGCUUGGUGCAAAGAUUGUGUUUAACUAUUGAAGCUCGCAUUGGUUUGUUUGUAAACGCCACUGAGACGAAGAAAUCAUGGCGGAUCCACUGAGUUUACUUCGACAAUUCAAUGUUAAUAAAAAGGAAAUUAUAGAAAGGGAUAAUCAGAUAAUAUUUGGCGAGUUUUCCUGGCCAAAAAAUGUUAAGACAAAUUACUUUAUGUGGGGAUCUGGCAAAGAAGGCGGGGAAAAAGAAUACUACACUCUAGAAUGCUUGCUUUUCAUCUUAAAGAAUAUUACUUUAACCCAUCCUAUUUAUAUUAAAAAAGCAGCUGCCGCUAAUAUACCACCAGUAUGUCGUCCUGAUCGUAAAGAACUACUUGCUUACUUGAAAGGAGAGACUGCAACUUGUUCAUCUAUAGAUAAGAGUGCACCAUUAGAAAUCCCAACACAGGUAAAAAGAACGCAUGAACAUGGUGAAUCAGCAGCAAAAAAGCCUCGCAUUGAGGAAAUUCAUGUGCAAAAAGUGCGGGAACAGCUUGCAGCACGCCUUGAUGCACCUAAAGAAGCUUCUGUCACAGUUGAUAAUAUCAAAUCUCUAUCAGAAGCUAUGUCAGUUGAGAAGAUUGCAGCAAUCAAAGCUAAGAGAUUGGCUAAAAAGAGAACAACAAUCAAAAGCAACGACUAUACUGAUUCCCUUGGUGUUGUGGGUUCAGACCUAAGAGCCAUAUUGGAUUAUGAUGUAGAUCUCACUAAAGAUAUAAUAAGUCGGGAAAGACAGUGGAGAACACGGACAACAGUAUUACAGAGCAACGGAAAAAUAUUUUUAAAAAGCAUUAAUGCUCUUCUUGGAAGUAUCAAAGCACGUGAGGAGGGAAGAUCAGGUGUUCCAAGACCUCAGCCUGUAGUAAUGCCACAACCUACUACAAUACCAGCUCAGCAAACGCAAUAUAACAGAUAUGAUCAAGAAAGAUUUAUUAGACAGAAAGAAGAAACUGAGGGUUUCAAAAUUGAUACUAUGGGAACAUACCAUGGUAUGACAUUGAAGUCAGUGACAGAAGGGCCUAGUGUACCUGUGGCAGCCCGCGCCCCUCCCACACCAAAUCAUCCUAGACAAAUGCCACAAAACGUCCCCAUAACAAGCACACCUGGUCGCAAAGAAUUGCUUCCAGUGGCGGCUGCGCGUGCGCCUAUUGGUGGAGGCAAGAGACCUUCACGUACACCCAUUAUCAUCAUACCAGCCGCUGCCACCGCUCUCAUAUCUAUGUUUAAUGUUAAGGAUAUGCUGCAAGAUCUUAAAUUCGUGCCAGUAGAGCAAAAGAAAGCGGAAGGCGCUUCACGAGAAAAUGAAGUGCUUUUGCAAAGACGGAAGGGUCCCACCGGAGAUAAUAUUCCUAACAAUGCGACUACAAUUACAGUACCAUAUCGCGUAGUGGAUAACCCAAGCAGACUAUCAGCGGCCGAAUGGGAUCGUGUUGUUGGAGUAUUUGUUCAAGGCCCAGCAUGGCAAUUCAAAGGGUGGCCGUGGGACGGAAAUCCUGUUCAAAUUUUCGCCAAUAUAUGCGCCUUUCACCUGAAGUAUGAUGAAAUGAAAUUGGACAGUAAUGUUGCCCGGUGGGCCGUCACAGUGCUUAAUCUCAGCCGCACCAAGAGGCAUCUGGACCGAGCCGUACUACUCGGCUUCUGGGAAACACUUGACAAGCACAUGAUGAAGAAUAAACCGCACCUUAGGUUCUAGUUUUAUUAACGUUAAUUCUAUAGAGAAUAUAUCUUGUGAGUUUGGACACCUUAUACCAAGCGAAUCUAAGUCAAUUCAUACCAUUUAAUAAACACAGACAUUAGUCAAAUAAAUUUCUGUUGACUGAAAGUUUAUAAUAUACCCCUAGAUUCUUAAUAAUGCUAUUUGUCUCGUUCUCUCAAAUAGUGUUUACAAUAAACUGAAAAGAGACGGAAUAUCUCCAAUAUGUAACAGUUAUAUGUAUUAAGCAUGGUUAAUUAUAUCAUGUAAACUCUAGGAUUUUAUAUGUAUGCCAUGACGAUUUAUUAAUUAAUUAAUAAAGCUAAGAAAAUGCUAGGUUUAGAACAGUGUAACAAGACCAAACUAUGAUUGUGGAUAUUUGUAGUUUCUACCCAAACUGUAAGUGUAAUAAUACAAUAUAUUUUAUGUAUGACAGUGUUAUAAUAAUAAAUGAAUAAAGACUCAGCUAAAGGAAACAAUCUCCGGUUAUUUAUACCUAUCAUAUAAGUUAACAAAAUUAUCGCUAUUAUUAGUACAUUAUAAUGAUUACUGCGUAAGUGGAGUCUGGCUGUGCAUGUAAAAUAAAUCGUAUUUAUAAAUCUUGUUUGUUUUUGCGUCGUUUUCAUUUACUCAUUGCACACAUCAAUUCUUAAUUACGAAUGAUUUAAACAAGUGACAAAUAGCCUAUACUUGGUUCGCUAUAUACAUAGGCCUUUUGAAUUGGUAAUACAAUGUUAUUAAAACACAGGUUUUAAUUUAGGGAAUAUAUCAUAUUUUCUACAGGCAGGUGCGUAUAUACCAUUCGCGUCAGGUCACAAUAAAAUUAAUAUUUUACUUAAUUACUUCAAAUAGAAUCUUUAGUAUAAGGUACAAAGGCUGUACGCCUUUUUUAUGAUUUAUUAAAAAUUUGAUAACACAAGAACUUAUUCAAGCCUCAGUCCUGGCUCACCUUUGGUUCAGCUCUUACCUAUUAGAUUCAUUCAGGCAUGCUACUGUAUCAUUUUUAAAUGUAAAGGUUUUAUGAGAAUAUUACGCGCGUGGAAAUGUUUUUAACCCUUACGUUACGUCUUUAAAUAUCGUAAUUAUGAGGUUAUCAACUAAACCGCUAAAUAAAUAACAAUUAUACAUCUUAGUGCUUCAAGCCUUUGACUUCCCCCAUCAUCUAUAAUACACGUAAUAAGAAAAACAAAUAAUCGCAAAUCAGUAUUUCAUACUUAGUCAUAAAUAGCUGUGCGCUUACUCAGCGCACAGCUAUUUUAGUAUUGUCUAGUGUUAUUUCAAUAUGACAUGUAUUUUUAUGACAUAUAUAUAUAUAUAUUAAAAACUUAUUUAUUAUAAAACUUACUUAUAUACUAUAAAUUAAUAAUAGGAAAUUCGUUUUAACCACAUAUACUUACUACUAAUAUUUUACUUUACCUAGUCGAAAGAUUAUAUUGUGUUUCUGCGAAUUGGCUAUCUACUUUUAACCAAGCAAUAACACUAUUGAUGUUAGGUAUUCGUGAGUAAUAUGUACAAUAAUUAUAAGUAUACUUUUAGCUUUGUGCUCCUAACGAAGAUGUUUUGCUAAGCUUUGUAUAUUGUAAGUCAUCUUUUUCCUUGAUUAAUAAAGCAAAAUGAAUUAAUAUGUGUAUCGUGAAAUAUCGUUGACUUGAAUAAGUAGUUGGCGGUGUGCCGAGUUGCGUUAGUUAAUUUGCGUUGCCUAGCAACAAUAAUGACCUCGUAUCCCAACUGCCUUUACGACAUUCUUUUAUUAGACGUGCCAACGUUAAUGAGUCGUCCCAACGAGUUUAAAUUGUAUGAAUUACUCUCAAUCUCGAUUCGAUAUGAUAAAUUAAAGUGUACCGAAAUAUACUUACUGAUCGUCGCUUAUUAAAUGGUAUGAAUACUAAAAGAUCUGUGAUCUUUGUCAAAUGAAAACAAUAAAUUGUUGAAAUUAUA
Messenger RNA from Pieris rapae (cabbage white), 3789 nucleotides. RefSeq names its product parafibromin (gene hyx). NCBI's taxonomy places the organism in Eukaryota, Metazoa, Arthropoda, Insecta, Lepidoptera, Pieridae. The transcript has 12 exons. The coding region runs from base 211 to 1851 and encodes 546 amino acids. Gene Ontology annotation, molecular function: RNA polymerase II complex binding. Gene Ontology annotation, cellular component: Cdc73/Paf1 complex. The record is from RefSeq and is a predicted model, not a curated record. Gene Ontology annotation, biological process: positive regulation of transcription elongation by RNA polymerase II; transcription elongation by RNA polymerase II.